AUGGGGUUUGGUUUUGUCAUCAGGAAUCAAGAAGGAUCGCUUAUUGUUGCCAAGGGAGUUCCUUGGAAUGGUUUGUUUCAACCAAAAGAAGUUGAAGCAAUGGAUGUAGGAGAGACCUUGAGUUGGCUAAAAGGAGGACUGUCUCACGACACUAACGAACAAACCCUAAGGGAUUACUUUAGUAAAUAUGGAGAGAUCAAAAGCUCUGAGACCAUUAGAGACAGAAUCACUGGUUUGGGCAGAGGUUUUGCUUUUAUCGUGUUCGCAGACAGCUCUGUUGUUGAACAUGUCUUGAGUGAUACCUAUGUCAUCCUUGGAAAAAAGAAAUUUAGAAAUAAACUUAUUUUACAAGCAUAUUAUUUCCCGUUUGCCUCUCAUUCCCUCGCUUUUGGCGGUUCAUCUACAACAUUGCUGCUCCUUCCUCAUAGGCAAAUGCUACAAGUAUUGAAGAUAGGGUGCUACUAUUCUCUCAGUCUCAGAAAUAUUGCAGUUGUUUCAAAGAAACGGGAAAUUAAGGGGCUGUUUUCUGUAAAAUUGAGAGCAAUGGCUUCGAAUAGACGGCUUUCGAGUUCCUCCGCUGCUGCGAAACCGAGUGAAGUUCCGAGCAUUGGAUCAUCUCGGCCUGGGAAAGCCACUGCCAAGGAGAGUUGUGAAAGUGGUUUUGAAGAUGAUAUUGAAAGUGUAAAGAAAAUGACUGUUCAACAACUCAGAUUAAAGCUUAGGAGUGCUGGAAUUCCUGCUAGAGGUUCCAAGCAUGAGCUUGUCUUGGCCUUCAAGAGUUUCCUGAAUGACACGAAAAAUGGUAAUGGAUCCCUGGCAGUGGAAGAUCAGGUAUAUCCUGAAGAGAAGCUUUCAGAUAUUGCUGAAAACACUUCAAAGAGGAACUCCAAAAGAGUCUCAACUAAAGAUGUCCUAAGUAUAAAUGUUGCUUCAGAAGUUUCUCAAAUUAAAAGAACUAAGAAAAGAGUAGAGCAAGAUCCUAUUGAUAUUAAAGAUGAGCAACAAAUAAAGGAUCAAGAACUCUUGGUGGAGUCCAAUGUGGUGGGAGGUAAGAGGAAGGUACAAGCUAAAAGGAAAGUCAUUUCUGAGAGUGUUAAUCUUUCUGUAAACCAUGAUGAACCUUGGACAAUUUUUGCUCACAAGAAGCCACAGGAUGGGUGGAUUGCAUACAAUCCCAAAACUAUGAGGCCUCCUCCUCUUACUGGUAGUCAUAAAGCUUUGAAGUUAAUGUCAUGGAAUGUAAAUGGCUUGAGAGGUUUGCUGAAGUUGGAGAGCCUUUGCAUAAAGCAACUUGCACAAAGAGAAGACUUUGAUGUUUUGUGUUUGCAGGAGACUAAAUUGCAGGAAAAAGAUGUUCAGGUAAUUAAAGAGAGUCUUGUAGAUGGAUAUGAUAAUAGCUUUUGGACAUGCAGUGUCUCUAAGCUUGGAUAUUCUGGUACUGCUAUCAUUUCUCGGAUUAAACCACUUUCUGUAAAAUAUGGUCUAGGCAUCAUAGAUCAUGAUUCAGAAGGGAGGCUUGUUACGGUGGAAUUUGAUGAUUUUUAUCUAUUGAGUGCAUAUGUUCCUAAUUCUGGUGAUGGCCUAAGACGAUUGUCAUAUAGAACCACACAGUGGGACCCUUCUCUCAGCGAUUAUGUUAAAGAAUUAGAAAAGUCAAAACCUGUUAUUCUAACGGGUGAUCUGAACUGUGCUCAUGAAGAGAUAGACAUCUACAAUCCUGCAGGAAACAAAAGAAGUGCAGGUUUUACAGAUGAGGAAAGACAAUCAUUUGAAACAAACUUCUUAAAGAGGGGACUUGUAGACACGUUUCGGAAACAGCAUCCAGGUGUUGUUGGAUAUACUUAUUGGGGAUACAGGCAUGGAGGACGUAAAACUAAUAAAGGAUGGAGGCUCGACUAUUUCCUCGUAUCAGAAUCCAUUGCGGACAAGGUUUAUGACUCAUACAUUGUCCCAGAUGUUGCCGGCAGUGAUCAUAGUCCAAUUGGACUAGUGCUAACGCCUUAGAUGUGGGAUCCUGAAGUUCAAGUCAAAUCCGAUUCUCCUGAGUCUUGAUGGGUACAAAUCCAGAAAUGAUAUUGGACUUUUAGAAGGAAGCAAAUGGGAAGCCAUGUUUUUUUUUUUUUGUGUGUGUGUGUGUGUACAAUAUGCAGUUUGUACUUUGUAGCAGGCAUCCCAUGAAGAACUAUGAUCUUGCACUGGCUACUUCAACACACCACCAAAUAUGUACCAAUAUUAUGGGUUAAUAUUAAUAUAUUUUAAUAAUAUUAACCCUAAUUUUUCAACUUUUCAGACAACCAACCACUUUGCCAUUGUACGCCUGCAUUCUCCCAGUCUCACUAGAGAACUUAUCACUAAUGGCCUGUUUGGUAGCUUAUUCCUA
Molecule: messenger RNA, 2380 nt
Organism: Ipomoea nil (Japanese morning glory)
Lineage: Eukaryota; Viridiplantae; Streptophyta; Magnoliopsida; Solanales; Convolvulaceae
Product: DNA-(apurinic or apyrimidinic site) lyase, chloroplastic-like
Exons: 14
Coding region: 1-2004 (667 amino acids)
Biological process (GO): base-excision repair
Cellular component (GO): nucleus
Molecular function (GO): phosphoric diester hydrolase activity; endonuclease activity; DNA-(apurinic or apyrimidinic site) endonuclease activity
Source: RefSeq, a predicted model, not a curated record